AACCGGUUCACCCCUGCCCGGCUCCGAAAAAACGACACCGUAAGGCUAUCAGGAUACGUACGUGUAAUCAAACAAACGUACGUAUAUAGAUGGUGUGGCAGGGGGGAAGAAAUUUUUAUAUUUCUUUAUAACCAAAAAAAAGGGUCAUAAUCUUUGUCCCCCCUCCACUGAUCUUUUCUUUAGUCUGUACAGUCUUUUUAUCAUUAAUAUUAUCAUUCUCCCGGAUCUUCUCUCUUUUCUUUUGAAUUUGUGUAUUUUGUAUGAACGGAAGCGUAUUUUUGUAUUUUCUGGGGUGGAUUUUGGUGGUAGUAGUAGCAGUAGAAUACUACUGCUAUACUCUUUUGAGUUAAGAACUCAUAAAUGGCGGAGAUAUGUUGCGAGGUAAUGAGUGAUCAGAGCGAGGGAUCGUCUGUGUGCGAGACCACUAGCUCCCGUGCUGCCCGGAAGAGGAGGAUGGAGAUUCGGAAGAUUAAGUUUGGUGUUUCCGGUCACCCGGUGGCGGACACGGCGGAUAAUUUGAAUUUCGGUGCUAAACGAAAGAGGCUGGAUGUCUGUCCGGAGGCGGAGUUCUCCCGGGAAUGCGAUAACGCCGUGGAGAAUUCCGUCGGCGGAGAUCAUCAUCAUCAUCCGGUUAUCCAGCUGCAAGGAACGCCGGUUGGUAUGAAUAAGACCUUGACGAUGGUGAAGCCGGCGGCGGUGGAAUCGGAACCGUUUCCUAAAUUUGGAAUGGCGUCGGUUUGUGGACGGCGGCGCGAUAUGGAAGAUGCGGUGGCGAUUCGCCCUUCAUUUUGCUGCGGCGGAGGAGAUGAUGAAACCUCCGCCGCCGCCGCCGACGACGUCUCCACCGGGUUGCAUUACUUCGCCGUUUACGACGGUCACGGCUGCUCACAUGUUGCGACGAAAUGUAGAGACCGGAUGCAUGUGCUGGUGAAAGAGGAACUGGAGGUGGAGAGCAGAGAGGAGAUUGGAGAAUGGAAAAACGCCUUGCAACGGAGUUUCAGGCGGAUGGACAAGGAAGCGGUUACUUUUAACACCAGCUUAAUCGCCGCCGCCAACUGCCGCUGCGAGCUCCAGAGCCCCGAGUGCGACGCCGUCGGCUCAGCCGCCGUCGUCGCCCUCGUCUCGCAGGACCAAAUCGUCAUCGCCAAUUGCGGGGAUUGUCGGGCCGUUCUUUGCCGCAACGGCAAGCCAAUCCCCUUAUCAGUGGAUCAUAAGCCGGAUCGUCCGGACGAACUUGACCGGAUCCAAGCCGCCGGUGGCCGUGUUAUAUCCUGGGAUUGUCCACGUGUCGAAGGUGUUCUCGCCAUGUCCAGAGCCAUAGGCGAUAAUUAUUUGAAACCGUACGUGAGUUGUGAGCCGGAGGUAACGAUAACGGAGCGGACAGCGGAGGACGACUGUUUGAUACUCGCCAGUGACGGAUUAUGGGACGUAAUUUCGAACGAGACGGCUUGCGGCGUCGCGAGGAUGUGCCUCAAGGGGAAAGUUCCGGCGGGAAAUUCGGCGUUUUCAGUCGCCGCCGGGGAGGCGGAGAGCAUCGGGAAUGAGAAGUCAGACAAGGCUUGUUCCGAUGCGUCGAUGCUGUUAACGAAGCUGGCUUUGGCCAGGCGGAGUUCUGACAACGUUAGCGUCAUCGUGAUCGAUCUCAGGAAGGAACCAAGUGUAAAUAAUUUUUAAUAAUUUUUUUUUUCUUUUCUUUUUCUUACUUUUUUGACUAAUCCUUCGAUGCCAGCAAAUCUCAAAUCAACCUGUGAAUCUUCGUAGUUUUUAAUGUUAAUUCCUUAAACUAGUUUUAACCUUUGUUUUCUAAAGGGCUCUCC
Oldenlandia corymbosa var. corymbosa is the source of this 1817-nucleotide messenger RNA. The record is from the annotation of a GenBank genome assembly. Lineage: Eukaryota; Viridiplantae; Streptophyta; Magnoliopsida; Gentianales; Rubiaceae.